Sodiomyces alkalinus F11 is the source of this 1077-nucleotide messenger RNA. RefSeq lists its product as hypothetical. The transcript has 12 exons. Bases 1 to 1077 code for a protein of 358 amino acids. Lineage: Eukaryota; Fungi; Ascomycota; Sordariomycetes; Glomerellales; Plectosphaerellaceae. The record is from RefSeq and is a predicted model, not a curated record.
AUGGCAUCUGUGUCAAGGCCAUCGAGGGAUAAUCGACUGUCGACGAUUCGCUGGUUCGAGUCGAGGUCGACGAAGACAAAUGAUGAGAGGGACGCACCGAAAGAGGCGAUUCUUUGUGUCGACGUAUGUCCCGAAGCGUUGACAGAAGACAAGAUAUGGUUUGCCCGGAGGUUGGUGGUGAUGAAUGUCGAUUUAUCGUUCCUGGACGUGAGUCGGCUGUCGGAUUUCCAUAGGCCGAGGAAGAGGCAGAAUGGAGGAGGUUGGUUGGUGGUGGCUGAGAAAAACCGCAACGACAACGCUUCAAGGCAACAUGACAAUUCUGCCCUCUGCCCUCUGAUUCCUCUUGGGGAACCUGUCCAGUUCCUGUCCUCGGUGGUCGUCCUGGGCAAUGCCAAUCCCCAGUCAGAGGUCCUAAAAGGCCAGGGGCGAUGGGGGUUCUACCUGCCACCUGCCACCUGCCUAGGGGCUUUGCCCAGGAAGCUCUUCCCACUCCAGGUCUUCCAUUCAGAAGUGAUUCUUCUGUCCACCACGAUCAUCAUCACUAUCACACAUUUCACCCUGGCAACGCAGACGCUUGCCCAGCGCUCUGACCAAAAGGAAAGUCGAUCAACACUGCUCCUGGCCCAAGCUCCCAAAGAAGAAAACAAGUUCAAUUUCAGCCGUUACACCAUCACCAUGACCGCCAUGUCCAUUUCGCACCAUGAACUGAAGUCCAACCAACCUCAAAACACAUCCCGAGACAGUGUCUCGGUAAAGGACAUCCAGCAUCCGGCCAUUAAGUUAAGCUUACUCGUCGUUGAGACAACCGGACCGUCCACCCUCGUGCCAUUCCGCCUCCACGACCCGCUCUUCGCAUUCCAACACACCCGUGCUCAUGAACCUUCCAAUAUAUUGCGCUGCCAUCUUUCGCGGUUCACAUUUCCGGAUGCUUGUGUCUUCAUUACGAACACAAAGUCUUGGGAACAAUCCCCGCUCCCGACAAUCUUCCUCCUGCCACUCUACCCGCCGCUUCACCUCGUGUCGACGGGUGGUUGUAUAGAGAGACUUUCAGGAGAGCAAGAUCAUAGCUGCACUUAG